Molecule: messenger RNA, 1609 nt
Organism: Blastomyces gilchristii SLH14081
Lineage: Eukaryota; Fungi; Ascomycota; Eurotiomycetes; Onygenales; Ajellomycetaceae
Product: 4'-phosphopantetheinyl transferase NpgA
Exons: 1
Coding region: 224-1345 (373 amino acids)
Cellular component (GO): cytosol
Molecular function (GO): magnesium ion binding; holo-[acyl-carrier-protein] synthase activity
Source: RefSeq, a predicted model, not a curated record
CCUUUGUCUGUUUCCUUUUGUUUCUUAUAAUAAUACUGUGAUAAUUACUUUUUUGCUACCCGUAUUUGAAAUGCGGUUUUGAUAUGCAUUGAUGCAUUUGCUGCUUGAACUUGCGGGGUGGUUAAAGUAUCUGUAAUAUUUACAAGAUAUCCAUUUAUAAACAUACAUAUAGGAUUCUAUAUAGAUAUAUAUAUAUCUAUAUAACCAGUUUCUCUCCACGGGCAUGGCUUCACUGCCAUCUCCAUCUCCUUCUUCUCCCUCAACCCUAACAAGAUGGUACAUUGACACUAGGCCUCUAACGGCCACAACUCAGUCCCUCCCCCUCCUCUCCACCCUCCAAGAAUCCGACCAAACCACCGUCAAAGCCUUCUACCACCUCUCAGACCGCCACAUGUCUCUUGCCUCCUAUCUGUUAAAAUAUCUCUUCAUCCACCGCACAUGUCAAGUUCCCUGGGCCCAAAUCGUCAUCAGCCGCACCCCGGCCCCGCAUAAAAGGCCCUGCUAUAUCCCCCCUCAACGGCAUCAGCCACCUCUAUCUGGGGAUGAUAACCGGGACGCCAAUCCCUUGACUCCCAUCCCAAACAUUGAAUUUAACGUCAGCCACCAAGCCUCCCUCGUCGCAUUGGCAGGAUGCAUUAGCCCCGCACCACGAAGCGUGGAAGAGGCAUUCUCCCCGCAACCCCGCGUUACCCUGAGCUCAAACACAGAUGCCUAUAACAACCACCCCUCCCCCUCCCCUCAAAUCGGCAUAGACAUAACCUGCAUGGAUGACCCAGCCCGCCGCAACCGCGGGCCCCCAAAGACAGAAGCCGAACUACACGCCUUCAUCGACAUCUUCGCUGAGGUCUUCUCAACAAACGAACUAGAUGCAAUGAAGGCAUAUCCCAGAAUCAACAACAACAACAGCAGCAGCAGCAGCAGCAGCGCGGCUAUGACCUUACAAGAGUCGAUAAUCUACCGUCUCCGCCUCUUCUACACCUACUGGGCCCUCAAGGAAGCGUAUAUAAAAAUGACCGGCGAAGCGCUCCUAGCGCCCUGGCUACGUGAUCUGGAAUUCAGAGAUGUUGUCGUUCCGACGCCACCAGCUUCAUCUGCAUCCUUGCAGUGGGGAGUACCGGAGACAGGGAUCAGAGCUACGUUGUAUGGCCGGGAUGUGCCAGAAGUGCGUUUGGAGGUGGUGGCGUUUGGAAAUGACUACAUCUUUGCGACAGCGGGGAGAGGGGGUGGGUUUGGGAACUCUGCAGGCGAAGAGGAGAUGAAGGCCCGGUGGGAUGAGUUUCGCUUGAUGGAUAUCGAGAGGGAUGUGGCGCUGUGUGCGAGAGGGCAAUGUGAAUGUUUGGAUUAAGAGUGAUUUAGCGGGGGGCGGUUGAGGGUUCUGCAUCUGUGUCAGUUUUGUGUGUGUUGAGAGGAUUCCACGGGAUGAUUUUAUUUAUUACGACAAUAUAUAUAUUUGACUCUAAUGGCUGAAGGGUUAUAUAUAGAAUACUCUGGACAACAUAUUAUCAUCGCCCCUACAUGUAUGUUCUACUAACCGUCACGCGCAAUCAAUCUCAUCCAUCACUUUUCUCCAAAGAAAUUCAAACUAGGAAAAAAAAAAAAAAAAAAAAAA